This is a messenger RNA of Galeopterus variegatus (Sunda flying lemur), 1901 nucleotides long. RefSeq names its product CUGBP, Elav-like family member 6 (gene CELF6). Lineage: Eukaryota; Metazoa; Chordata; Mammalia; Dermoptera; Cynocephalidae. Gene Ontology annotation, biological process: regulation of alternative mRNA splicing, via spliceosome; mRNA splice site recognition. The record is from RefSeq and is a predicted model, not a curated record. Bases 1 to 1509 code for a protein of 502 amino acids. Gene Ontology annotation, cellular component: ribonucleoprotein complex; cytoplasm; nucleus. The transcript has 14 exons. Gene Ontology annotation, molecular function: mRNA binding.
AUGGCCGCGGCGCCCGGAGGGUCUGCGCCGCCCGCCGGCCCCAGCCCGCGCCUGGGUUUCAGCACCGCGGACAGCGGCAUCGGCAUGAGCGGGCUAAACCCGGGUCCCGCCGUACCCAUGAAGGACCACGACGCCAUCAAGCUCUUCGUGGGGCAGAUCCCGCGGGGCUUGGACGAGCAGGACCUCAAGCCGCUGUUCGAGGAGUUCGGCCGCAUCUACGAGCUGACGGUGCUGAAGGACCGGCUCACCGGCCUCCACAAAGACUGCAACCUGAGUCCUGCCGGUGUCUCAGCCCCCACCCACAGCCUGGUACACUGCGGGUGCUCAACCACCAGCGGCUCUUGGCAGUUUACAAAGACCUUUUGCAUCCCCAUUACCUCAUGUGAUCCCCACUACACCCAUGAGAGGAAGAUGAAUCGUCCGAUCCAAGUGAAGCCAGCUGCCAGUGAGGGCCGAGGAGAGGACCGAAAGCUGUUUGUGGGAAUGCUGGGCAAGCAGCAGGGUGAGGAGGACGUCAGACGCCUGUUCCAGCCCUUUGGCCAUAUCGAAGAGUGCACCGUCCUUCGGAGCCCAGAUGGCACCAGUAAAGGCUGUGCCUUUGUGAAGUUCGGGAGUCAAGGGGAAGCUCAGGCGGCCAUCCAGGGUCUGCACGGCAGCCGGACCAUGGCGGGCGCUUCGUCCAGCCUCGUGGUCAAGCUGGCGGACACGGACCGGGAGCGCGCGCUGCGGCGGAUGCAGCAGAUGGCGGGCCAGCUGGGCGCCUUCCACCCCGCGCCACUGCCACUCGGGGCCUGCGGCGCCUACACCACGGCGAUUUUGCAGCACCAGGCGGCCCUGCUGGCGGCGGCACAGGGCCCGGGCUUAGGCCCGGUGGCCGCAGUGGCGGCUCAGAUGCAGCACGUAGCGGCCUUCAGCCUGGUGGCCGCACCGCUGUUGCCCGCGGCAGCCAACUCCCCGCCCGGUGGCGGCCCUGGCACGCUCCCAGGUCUUCCGGCGCCCAUCGGGGUCAAUGGAUUCAGUCCCCUCACCCCUCAGACCAACGGGCAGCCAGGCUCCGACACGCUCUACAAUAACGGGCUCUCCCCUUACCCAGCCCAGAGCCCCGGCGUGGCUGACCCCCUGCAGCAGGCCUACGCUGGGAUGCACCACUACGCAGCAGCCUAUCCGUCGGCCUAUGCCCCAGUGAGCACAGCUUUUCCCCAGCAGCCUUCAGCCCUGCCCCAGCAGCAAAGAGAAGGCCCAGAAGGCUGUAACCUCUUCAUCUAUCACCUGCCUCAGGAGUUUGGUGAUGCGGAACUCAUACAGACAUUCCUGCCCUUCGGAGCCGUUGUCUCUGCCAAAGUCUUUGUGGAUCGAGCCACCAACCAGAGCAAGUGUUUUGGGUUUGUUAGUUUUGACAAUCCAACCAGUGCCCAGACUGCUAUUCAGGCCAUGAAUGGCUUUCAAAUUGGCAUGAAGAGGCUCAAGGUCCAGCUAAAGAGGCCUAAGGAUGCCAAUCGGCCUUACUGAUCUGCUCUCACUGACCAGCCACAGAAAGAAACUGAAGAGUGAGAAGAAAGGAAAGGAAAAGCACAGAAACGCUUGAGCAGCCCUUCCGGAAGGAGCAGCUGCAGAUGGAAGUGGAUCGGACCCAAGGCUGGUGCCUGGGGCUCAGGCCACUCUGAGGAUUGUUUUUAUCAAGCGGGUUGUUCUGUGCCUGCAGCAUUAGAGCUCAGGCUAGCAGGGCAACUAGGACUGGCUGAAGAUUGACUAUCUAGGGGAAGCAGCAGAGGGCCCUGGGGGUGCCAAGGGCUUCUCACAAGGGAAGCCCAGAUUUACUUCUUUCAAAACCAUAUCAUUCCUUAGAGUUUAGGGACCAAAGGACUAUUGCUUUUUUAAGAAUAUAUAUAUAUAUAUAUAUA